This is a messenger RNA of Paramacrobiotus metropolitanus, 2034 nucleotides long. RefSeq lists its product as uncharacterized. Bases 1 to 2034 code for a protein of 677 amino acids. The record is from RefSeq and is a predicted model, not a curated record. The transcript has 16 exons. Lineage: Eukaryota; Metazoa; Tardigrada; Eutardigrada; Parachela; Macrobiotidae. Gene Ontology annotation, molecular function: protein binding.
AUGUCCCAAAGCUUCCCAGAGCCUCCCAACCGCAAUAAUCGUGGUGAGGCCACAAAGGUUGCAAAGUGUUUGCGACAGGUGUUAGAUUGUGGCGGAAUGAGCGAUGUUCAGUUCGCGGUGGGACGCCAGUAUGGCGCAGUGAGGAUCUUUCCAGCUCACAGAGUCAUCAUGGUUGCCCGUAGCGACGUGUUCCACACCAUGUUCUAUGGAAGCCUGCCAGAGAACUGCGCGAAUCCCGUUAGUAUUCCCGAUAUUCUUCCUGACGCCUUCGCUAAUAUGCUCAGCUAUAUCUACGCGGAUACCGUGGCGAACCUCACCGAGGACAAUGUGUUUGAGACACUGAACUGCGCCGAUAAAAAUGCCUUACCGUCGUUGGUUCGGAAAUGCACCCGCUUUAUCCUAAACAAGCUCAACAGGGACACCUGUCAAGAAAUACUGGACAAGGCCGUUAGUUAUAAAUAUACCCCACCCAUAGUGGAGGAUGCCGACUACAAUAUCAUGGAGAUGUGUCUUCGUUUGAUUGAUGCAUCCGCGGAAGGCGUCUGGCAGUCGGAUCAGUUCACAGCCAUCGGACAAGAGGCGUUGCAGAUUAUCCUUCCACGAGAGUCGCUGGCCGCCGAUGAAGUGACCAUCUAUUCGUCGGUUGAAAAACUGCUGCUUCCAUCGGAGCUAUUGGACAUCUUCCGCUACAAGCACGCCGAUGUCAAAUCGGAGCUGCCGUUCCGCACGGAGGCCCGAAAAAAUGAGUCGCGAACCGAGGGCCUCAUCAAUUUUACGGUGCCAGAUGUCAGAAAGCUGGAGGAAGGCGAAACGUUGAGCGAUCCAGUCGUAAUUCGGAAGAUGCCUUGGAAAAUCAGUGAUGUUCAGUUCGCGGUGGGACGUGAUUAUGGCAUAGCAAAAAUCUUUCCAGCGCACAGAUUGGUCCUUAGUGUUCGCAGCGUUGUUUUCGAAACCAUGUUCUACGGAAGUCUCCCGGAUAAAUGUACGGGUCCCAUCGACAUCCCGGACAUUCUUCCGGACGCCUUCGCCAACAUGCUGAGCUUCCUCUACACCGAUAAGGUGACGAAUUUCACUCAGGACAACGUCUUCGACACGUUAAAAUGCGCUGACAAGUACGAUUUACCGUUGCUGGUGACCAUGUGCACGGACUUCGUCCUGGACACGAUCGACGUUCACAACUGCUUGGAUAGUCUGGACAGCGCUCUGCACUUUGGAGAGGCCGCGCCGAGCAUCCUGGAGAAGUGUUUGUGUUUGAUUGAUGAAUCAGUAAUUAUCUGGCGGUCGGAAAAGUUCCGCACGAUCGGGGAGAAAGCUUUACGAGCCAUUCUGCAACGGGAUACUUUGACAGCCAACGAACAUAGCAUCUGUUCGUCUGUUAACGAGUGGUCUGCAAACAUGUGCGCGCAGAGGAACAUGGACGCUACCCCCGCCAAUCGACGUGAAGUAUUGGGCCAGGCGCUGUAUCUCAUUCGAUUUCCGCUCAUGACCGAAGCUCAGCUGUUAGAUGGUCCCGUUAAGAGUGGUCUGUUGCUACAGUCGGAGGCACUGGACAUAUAUCUCCAUAAACAUGCCACUACCAAGCCGGAGCUCUUGUUCCGAACGGAUCCCCGACAAAAUGUACGCGCUGAGGGUGUUAUUCAUUAUACUAUUCCGGAUUUGAGGGAACUACGAGACCAGCAUGCGACCAGCGAUUUUAUAACAGUGAGAAAGCUGCUUUGGGGUAUCGGCGUUGCACAAAAAAUGCACGGUGCUCUGGGCUUCUACCUACUAUGUACUGGAUAUUAUGCGAGGUUGGAUUCCUGGACGUGCCAUGUUAAUGCAGAGUUGCGACUGCUGCCUUGGAAAACGGAAACUGAGCCAAUUACGAAACCAUUGUCGCGGCUGUUUGACAAGAAAUCAUUGGCCUGGGGAUACAGGAAAUUUAUCUCUAUGGAGGAAUUACUGGAUCCGGAUAACGGCUACGUCAAUCCUAGUGACUUCUCCUUGAGACUGGAGAUCAAAGUGACUGCUGACCUUCCUACUGGAAUCGAAUGA